AUGGCUGAAACUAAAUCUAAGAAAGUCAAUAGGGCUUACCUUCAAUGGACUCCUGAGAUGGACUCUGCAUUAUUGGCCAUGCUUGUUGAGCAUCACAACAGGGGUGACCAUGCACAAAAUGGUUGGAAGCCACAUGUGUACAAUGCUUGCAUAAGGCAUGUGAAGGAGACAUGUGACGUUGUCAUCAACAAGGAUAAAAUAGUAGCAAGAAUUAAAACAUUUGACAAGCAUUAUGAUAUCAUAAGCAAGAUGCUUGCUCAGAGUGGCUUUGGAUGGGAUUGGGACAAUAACAUGGUGAGUGUUGAAAGUGAUGAAGUGUGGGCUCGAUAUGUGGAGGCAAACAAGGAUGCAGCUCCCUACAGGAACAAGGAAGUGAAGAAUUGGCAAGCUAUCUCUACUAUAUAUUCAAAAGACCAUGCCACAGGUGCAGGUGCAAAGACGGGAGGUGAGUGUGCUCAGGUUGGAUCCUCAUCAGUUGCUCAAGUUGAGGAGGAUGAUGAAGAAACUCCCGAGGCGCCUAAGAAGAGGCCACGUACUGCUGAUGCUAUCAUGAGCAUGGUGGGAGAGCUGCGAUGUACUUUUGAAGAUGCGUUGAAGACAACUGUUGCACUUCCGCCACCAAAGGUGACUCCUCCAUCUGAAAUCCUUGCUGAACUAAAGAAGAUACCAACUAUGGAAGGUACUGAUCUGUUGGUAGCUUAUGGGAAGCUCACCGCCAAUGAGCGCACGUUUGAAUCACUCAUGGCACUACCCAUGGAGAUGAGGAAGCCAUGGCUCUUGACCUUGCCUUGA
Messenger RNA from Lolium perenne, 792 nucleotides. RefSeq lists its product as uncharacterized. Lineage: Eukaryota; Viridiplantae; Streptophyta; Magnoliopsida; Poales; Poaceae. The record is from RefSeq and is a predicted model, not a curated record.